Molecule: messenger RNA, 1591 nt
Organism: Raphanus sativus (radish)
Lineage: Eukaryota; Viridiplantae; Streptophyta; Magnoliopsida; Brassicales; Brassicaceae
Product: rop guanine nucleotide exchange factor 10-like
Exons: 7
Coding region: 1-1566 (521 amino acids)
Molecular function (GO): guanyl-nucleotide exchange factor activity
Source: RefSeq, a predicted model, not a curated record
AUGGUGAGGUCAUUAGGACGUAAAGUAAGCUGGCCAAGAUCUUUCAGUUUUAGAAAGAUGUUUGAUGGUUGGAACUCUGGACAUUCAUCAUUUUCUUCUCGCGGGGAUGGCAGGCAUACCCCAGAGCACGAACUUGCUGUACACGCUACAACAUCGGCGCAGGGGACUCGAGGCAAACAAAACAGGACAUCAGACAUGGAAGUAAUGAAGGCAAGAUUCGCAAAACUGUUGCUUGGAGAGGACAUGUCAGGCGGUAGCCAAGGAGUGACCUCUGCGUUAGCUUUGUCAAACGCCAUCACCAACCUCGCUGAUUCGGUGUUUGGGGAGCAGAUGAAAUUGCAGCCUAUGUAUCCGGAGACUAAAAAGACUUGGAGGAAAGAAAUGGAUUGGUUAUUAUCUGUGGUUGAUCACAUUGUCCAGUUUGUUCCUUCUAAACAAAUGGGCAAAAACGGAGCAUUCACUGAGAUCAUGGUGACCAAACAAAGAGAUGAUUUGCUUCUGAACAUUCCAGCCUUACGCAAGCUUGACUCGGUUCUUCUAGAGACUUUGGAUAACUUCAAGGAUCAAAAGGACUUUUGGUAUAUCCCAAGAGAUGUUGAGGAUACAGAGAACAAUGGAGACUGGAGGAGGGAUGAGAACUGGUGGUUACCAGUUGUUAAGGUUCCAUCUGAUGGUUUGUCUGAAGAAUCACGUAAACUGCUUCAAAGUCAAAAAGAUUCUGUGGCACAAGUCCUCAAAGCCGCCACAGCCAUUAAUGAUGUAGUAUUGUCUGAAAUGAACAUUCCUGACAAUUACAUUGAGUCCCUUCCAAAGAAUGGGAAGACAAGCCUGGGAGAUUUCCUUUACAAGAUCAUAACAGAUGAAAACUUUGAUCCUGACUACUUCCUUUCUUUCUUGGAUUUGUCAACCGAACACAAAGUUCUUGAUCUAAAGAACAGGAUUGAAGCCUCCAUGGUGAUAUGGAAGAGAAAGAUGAACCAGAAAGAGAAAGAUGGGAGAUCACAGUGGGGAUCCUCUGUUAGCUUAGAGAAGAGGGAGCUUUUCGAGGUCCGAGCUGAGACUAUUUUGGUUAUGCUUAAACAGCAAUAUCCUGGGAUCCCACAAUCGUCACUAGAAGUCUCCAAAAUUAAGAACAACAAGGACAUUGGACAGGCGAUUUUGGAGAGCUAUUCGAGAGUUUUAGAAAGUAUUGCUUCCAAGAUCAUGUCAAGAAUAGAGGAUAUUCUUCAAGCUGAUGCCCUAGUUCAAAGACAGCUGAUGGCAGGAUCAGCUGAAAGCGGGGUGGAAUCUGAAUAUGAGGAAACCGAAAAGAUGGAGUCAGCAGAAACGCCAAACUCGAGAAAACUAUCUGAACUCAUAGGGUGGAGAUUGUCAUCAGAUACAAAGAAGCAUUGUUCCAUGAGUGAUAUAGAAUUAUUCCACAGAACUGAGCAGGAGAAUAAUAUGCUGAAGUCUCCAAGAGCUUUGGAAAAGCCGAUGAAAAUGAAGUCUCCGAGAGCUCUACCAAAAAAGCUUUCAUUUCUAGCAAAGUUAGAGAACAUGAGAAGCCCUAAUGAGAGACACUAACAGCCAAGUAGAAAGGAGCAUAGAA